AACAACGUGGGAGUCUCCUCCAAGUUGCAAAAACCCAGACUGACGCCGCCUAAACCCUCGCUCUUCACACGCACUUCGGCGACUGCUUCAUAUUUUGUUCUCAAAUGGGUUCCUCACGCUUCGUUUUCGAAGUUCCAAGCGAUGAAGAGGUUGCUGACCUGUCGGACGUUCAAAGGGAAGAAGAAGAAGACGACGACGUUGAGAAGAACGAAACUGAUUCCCGAGCUAAGAAGAAGAAAUCCCAAUCGCCGUGGGACUUCUCUGCCUAUUGCGGGUCAGUUGAUGAUGAACAUGCCUCCCGGAACACUACGUCAAUAGAUUACAAAAUCUCCAAGGCUGCCCAACAGCGCUCUGCCCCAAUUGCUGCAUUGGACGAAGACAGUGAUAGCGAUUCUGAGCCACACCACCAGGAGGACUAUAUACCAGAGGACGAUGAUGACGAUGACGUGGACACUAGCGUGGGAGUCAAAAACCCAUUCUUUACCUCAGCUGAUGGGGUCUCUUUCCAUGCUGACUCGUUCAUUGAUCUUAAUUUAUCUAGGCCAUUGAUUCGAGCUUGUGAAGCAUUGGGUUAUACCAAGCCCACCCCAAUUCAGGCUGCUUGCAUUCCAUUGGCAUUAACUGGCCGUGAUAUAUGUGGAAGCGCUAUUACCGGUUCUGGGAAGACAGCUGCCUUUUCAUUACCAACUUUAGAGAGACUCCUGUACCGGCCUAAAAACAGGCCUGCUAUUAGAGUACUUAUUCUUACCCCAACCCGCGAGUUGGCUGCUCAAGUCCAUAGUAUGGUAAAAAAGCUUGCCCAAUUUAUGACUGAUAUCAGAUGCUGUUUGAUUCUUGGUGGGCUUUCAGAAAAGGACCAAGUUUCUGCUUUGCGAUCAUUGCCGGAUAUUGUUGUUGCCACUCCAGGGCGCAUGAUAGAUCAUCUUCGCAAUUCUAUGUCCAUUCAUCUGGAUGAUCUUGCUGUUCUUAUUCUUGAUGAAGCAGAUCGUCUUCUGGAACUUGGCUUCAGUGAAGAAAUUGGCGAACUGGUUAGACUCUGCCCUAAGCGUAGGCAGACGAUGUUAUUUUCUGCUACCAUGACGGAAAAAAUUAAUGAGCUUAUGAAGCUUUCUUUGAAUAACCCUGUGCGCUUAUCUGCUGAUCCAUCUGCAAAGCGACCUUCAACAUUGACAGAAGAGGUGGUUAGGAUACGGCGAACGCGGGAAGCAAACCAGGAAGCUGUGCUUCUUGCCUUGUGCUCCAAAACAUUCACAUCUAAAGUGAUUAUUUUCAGUGGAACAAAACAGGCUGCCCAUAGGUUAAAGAUUUUAUUUGGUUUAGCUGGUUUCAAAGCUGCUGAGCUACAUGGAGACCGUACUCAAGUUCAGCGCCUUGAUGCAUUGGAGCUUUUCAGGAAACAUAAGGUGGAUUAUUUGAUAACAACAAAGCUUGCGGCUCGUGGACUUGACAUUAUUGGUGUUCAAACUGUUAUCAAUUAUGCAUGUCCCGAUACUUUCACGAGUUACAUACAUCAAGUGGGACGUACAGCUAGAGCUGGUAAAGAAGGCUAUGCUGUUACAUUUGUCACUGAUAAAGAUCGCUCACUUCUGAAAACCAUCGCUAAACGUGCUGGUUCUAGCAUGAAGAAUCGAGUUGUUUCUGAGAAAUCAAUAAUUAAAUGGGCUAAAAUUAUAGAGCAAAUGGAAGAGCAAGUUGCAGAAAUACUUCAGGAAGAGAGGGAAGAAAUGGCUAUGAGGAAAGCAGAAAUGGAAGCAACAAAGGCAGAAAAUAUGAUUGCACAUAAGAAUGAGAUUUUUUCUCGCCCUAAAAGAACAUGGUUUAUGACAGAGAAGGAGAAGAGGCAAGUGGCCAAGGCAGCUAAGAACUCUAUGGAGAAUGAGAAGGAUUGUGCAAACAAGGUAGUAAGUGCUGAACAAGCAGAAGAUCUCAGGAUGAAGGAAAAGAGAAAAAGAGAACAUGAGAAACAUCUGCCUAGAAAGAAGAGGAGGAAGUUGGAAGCGGCUCGAGAACAAUUAGAAGAUGAGAAUUCUUCAGACGAUAGAAAUGACAAAACAAAGAAAGGUAAGAAGGGUGAAAUAAAGCUUGUUGAUAUUGCGUACCGUCGGGCAAAGGCAGUGAAGGCUGCAAAGAAGGCAGCUGAUGCUGGAAAGGUCAUAAGAAAGGCAGGGAAAAACAGAAAACGAACUGCCCAAGUAACUCAAUCAAGGACUGAGGAGAUGCGAGAACUAUUCAAAGGUGAUAUGAGUGAGGAUAAAAUGAAUAAACCCCGUUCUGCUGCUGGAAAAAAGAAAUCCUCAUUCAAAAGCAAGUCAAGGUAUAAGCGAAGGUAAUAGCUCGUUGGGUAGAACUGAUAUUAUUUAAUUUGACGGUAGAAAAGCUUAUUUGACACCAUGAGGCUAAGUUAUUCAAAAGCGGACACUUGAAGAAACAAUUUGGAGUUCAUCCAUUAACACACACACACGUGUCUGUGUGUAUACAAUGCUUGGUUGUACCAUCAGGUCCUUCAGAUAUAGUUUUCCAUUCUAUUCAAUUGAAGUUAGUGUUCCUAAAAUGUAUCCCAUUGCACAAUUUUUAUUUGCU
This is a messenger RNA of Cuscuta europaea, 2580 nucleotides long. Lineage: Eukaryota; Viridiplantae; Streptophyta; Magnoliopsida; Solanales; Convolvulaceae. The record is from the annotation of a GenBank genome assembly.